AUGCUCCUCAGCCAGCUGGUCCCGAUGCUGUGCUUCCUAUGGCCCGCCAUCGCCUUGCCUCUCGCACCUGGGAAUAUUGGAAAUGUGUUUGGAAUGCAAGAGAGCGACGGUAGGAUUCUGCAGCGCUCCAAGCGGGGAUGGAUGUGGAAUCAAUUCUUUCUGAUGGAGGAAUACACCGGAAAUGAUAAGCAGUACGUCGGCAAGCUCCACUCCAACAUGGACAAAGACGACGGCACCGUCAAGUACGUCCUGACGGGAGACGGCGCCGGAACGUUGUUUGUGAUCGACGAAAAGUCCGGCGACAUCCACGCCACCAAGAAACUGGACCGCGAGGAGAAGUCCAUGUACACGCUCCACGCCAAAGUACUGGAUCGCAUCACCAACCAAGAAAUGGAGCCCGACACCGAGUUUAACAUCAAGAUCCACGACAUCAAUGACAACGCGCCGAAAUUUGAGCGUAACAUCUAUUUUGCCAGCGUCCCGGAGAUGUCGGAUGUCGGUACUUCAGUAGCCACCAUAACGGCGACGGAUGCUGACGACCAAACGUACGGCAACAGUGCCAAGCUGGUCUACAGCAUUCUGCAGGGACAGCCUUACUUUUCCGUGGAUUCCGAGAACGGCACCAUUAAGACAGCACUUCCCAGCAUGGACCGGGAGGUCAAGGAGAAUUACCAGGUGGUGAUCCAGGCUAAGGACAUGGCCGGACAGAUGGGGGGUCUCUCGGGGACCACCACGGUCAGCAUUACCCUCUCCGACGUCAAUGACAGUCCGCCCCGCUUUGCCAACCAUUCCUUCCGCAUCAGCGCCUUGGAAUCCACAGAGAUCGGCGGUGCCAUCGGCCGCAUCAAAGCCGAAGAUCCCGAUUUAGGCCGCAACGCCGAGAUGGAGUACAGCGUGGUGGAAGGCGACGACAACUUUAACAUUAUCACGGACAAAGCCACCCAAGAAGGCAUCAUCAUUGUCAAAAGGGCGCUCGAUUACGAAAGCAAGCGAGACUACGAGUUUAAGGUUGAGGUGAGGAACACGUACCUGGAUGCCAGGUACAUCCAGGGUCUGAAGUUCAAGGACUUCGCCACCGUCAAGGUGACGGUAGAGGACGUGGACGAACCCCCCGUUUUCACCCGCAAUCCUUACGUCAUUGAGGUUCACGAGGACACGGCCGCCGGCAGCUUUGUGGGCGUGGUGUCAGCCCGGGACCCCGACGCUGAUAACAAGAUGGUCAAAUACUCCAUCGAUCGUCACACGGAUCUCGAGAGGCUCUUCAACAUCGAUUCGUCCAAUGGCACUAUUACAACCCGGAAAGCUUUGGAUAGAGAAAUAUCCAAAUGGCACAACAUCUCCGUGAUGGCUUUGGAAAUGAACAACCCACGUCAGAUUGCCCGUGUACCGGUAUUCAUCAAAGUGCUGGACGUAAACGACAACGCCCCGGAGUUCGCCAUGUCCUACGACACGUUUGUCUGCGAGAAUGUCAAAGCAGGACAGUUGAUUCAGACCAUCAGUGCUGUCGAUACAGACGAGCCCCUGGUCGGACACAAGUUUGUCUUCAGUAUAAAGGCGGACAAUCCGAACUUUACCAUAAGUGACCAAGAUGAUAACACCGCCAAUAUCCUGACCCGACGCGGAGGCUUCAGCCGGCGCGAGAUGAGCGUCUAUUUUCUGCCAGUGGUAAUCUCGGACAACGAUUACCCCAUCCAGAGCAGCACCAGCACGUUGAUCGUGCGUGUUUGCGCCUGCGAUAGCCGUGGCAACAUGCAGUCCUGCAAUCCUGAGGUGCUGCCCUUCUCUGACGGGCUCACCACCGGCGCCCUAGUGGCUAUAUUACUCUGCGUCAUUAUUCUACUCAUGAUCGUGGUUCUCUUUGCCGCCCUGAAGAGGCAAAGGAAGAAAGAGCCUCUGAUUAUCUCCAAAGAUGACGUCCGGGACAACGUGGUCAGCUACAACGACGAAGGCGGCGGCGAGGAAGACACGCAGGCUUUCGACAUAGGGACGCUACGCAACCCCGAGGUGAUGGAUGCUAACAAGUUACGCAGAGACAUCAUCCCCGAAAUGCUGUUUUCCUUUCGGAGGACAUCGCCCAUAAAAGAUAACACAAACGUCAGAGACUUCAUCAACGGGAGGCUUCAAGAGAACGAUUCCGACCCGACCGCGCCCCCUUAUGACUCGCUGGCCACGUACGCUUACGAAGGCAGCGGCUCGCUAGCGGAAUCGCUCAGUUCGCUGGAGUCCACCGCCACCGAGGGGGACCAGGAUUAUGAUUACCUCAGCAGCUGGGGACCGCAGUUCAAGAAGCUGGCAGAAAUGUACAUCGGAAGAAGUCCGGGACGGGAGACCUAGAGGGAGCCUGACCCCGUUUUUCCAGUUGUUUGUUUGCAAGCUAGCCGGGCACGCUCCUUGUCCCGCUAGCCUGCGAACUAGCAAGUGUACCGUCAGCCUACCUAUGUAUCAAGCUAAUUAUCUAUUCAUGUCCGAUGCGCUAGCUAGUGCGCUAGUCCGCAAUUUGUCUGUUUGACUCGCACACGUGCACGUACUUGCACACACGUGCGUUGAAGGCCACUGGGAAUUCAAACUUGACCGUGACGGUCCAGUUUUCCAAGUUUUACUGUUUCUGGUUAAAAAUAAGUAAUGAUGCCUUUUGACUUUUAGGACUUUUUUGUGAACAUGGCGUGGAAAUGUGAUUUGUAACCGAGCAGAGCGAUAGCAGUAUUGUAUACUCUCAAUGUUUAAUGGCACUGGAUUGUGUUUGGGAGCCCAGUCACUCCAUGGAAAAAAUUGUACAUGUACAAAGUGUUUUGAAACAUUCUAUAUAAUCUUUGCUAUUAUUUGUCUGACGAGCAAUGUCCGUGUGAACGGUUGGUGCAGUUUAUUUGUCGAACUGGAGUCAUUUCAUUCUGUAGGCGUAACAUGUAACCAGAAAGUGUAAGUUGUAGGAAAACACUGGAUUCAUGCUACUUGAAUGCCGAGUCAUAUUGUUUUAUAUUUAUAUUUUUCUACUUAUUUUUAAUAAUAAAAUGAAGAAAAAGUUGC
Syngnathus acus (greater pipefish) is the source of this 3024-nucleotide messenger RNA. RefSeq names its product cadherin-10-like. The coding region runs from base 1 to 2334 and encodes 777 amino acids. Gene Ontology annotation, molecular function: cadherin binding; calcium ion binding. The transcript has 11 exons. Gene Ontology annotation, cellular component: catenin complex; adherens junction; plasma membrane. The record is from RefSeq and is a predicted model, not a curated record. Gene Ontology annotation, biological process: calcium-dependent cell-cell adhesion; homophilic cell-cell adhesion; adherens junction organization. Lineage: Eukaryota; Metazoa; Chordata; Actinopteri; Syngnathiformes; Syngnathidae.